AUGGUGACGCCUGAAUUGGCGGCCCAACAUGAGAACAGGGACGCUCUCGAAGAAGACUUGGAUCUAAAAGUGAGGAGCCGCACAUCCAGUAGAAGGGACUCUUGUCGACUGCGAUCUCAGAGCAAAUUGUCAAAUGGCACAUUAUCAGACAGCCUCACGAUCCUUUCGGACAAGCAGUUCACAACAGAAAAUACGUGUGAGGACGAUACAGACGAACAUAUUGAGCCUGCCCCAGUACAACGUAUCCUCAAAUACAACCAACCAGAAUGGCCCUACAUGCUGCUGGGCUCGGUGGGAGCUGCUUUCAAUGGCUCUGUCAGCCCCAUCUAUGCUAUCCUGUUCAGCCAAAUUCUUGGGACGUUCGCUAUUAGUGACUUGAACGAACAGACGAAACAGAUCAACGAGAUGUGUAUUCUGUUUUGCAUUGUGGCUGUGAUUAUUUUCUUCUCCCAGUUUUUGCAGGGAUAUGCUUUUGCCAAGUCUGGAGAGCUGCUGACCCGCCGUUUAAGAAAAUUAGGCUUCCAGGCCAUGUUGAGACAGGAGAUUGGUUGGUUUGAUGACCCCAAAAACAGCCCUGGAGCUCUGACCACUAGACUGGCCACUGAUGCAUCAAUGGUGAAGGGGGCAACAGGAUCUCAGAUUGGCAUGAUUGUGAGCUCAUUGACCAGCAUCGGAGCGUCUUUCAUCAUUGCUAUGUACUUCAGUUGGAAGUUAACUUUGGUAAUUUUGUGCUUCCUGCCACUCAUCGGGCUGUGCGGUGUGUUCCAAGCUAAAAUGCUGACAGGUUUUGCAAAUGAAGACAACAAAGCCAUGGAAGCAGCGGGUCAGGUUUCCAGUGAGGCUCUUGCCAACAUCAGGACCAUUGCAGGCUUGGCCAAAGAGAGCUCAUUUGUGGAAUCAUAUGAGCAGAAACUUGUUCUUCCAUUUAAAUUUGAGAGGAAGAGAGCCAACAUCUACGGGCUUUGUUUCGGUUUUUCCCAGUGUGUCAUCUUCCUGGCAAAUGCUGCUUCGUUUAGAUAUGGAGGCCAUCUGGUUAUGUCUGAGGGGUUGCAAUACAUGAUUGUUUUCAGAGUGAUUACAGCUGUAGUAACCAGUGGGACAGCACUGGGCAAAGCUUCCUCAUUCACUCCAGAUUAUGCCAAAGCCAAAAUUGCUGCUGCUCGGCUUUUCAAACUGUUGGACCGAGUUCCUAAAAUCAACAUAAGCCAUGCAGAUGGAGAGAAAUGGGAUGACUUCAGAGGUAAAAUAGAGUUCCUCAAUUGCAACUUCACCUAUCCAACUCGGCCAGAUGUCCAGGUGUUGAACGGCCUGGUUGUGUCUGUGAAGCCUGGUCAGACUUUGGCGUUUGUUGGGAACAGCGGCUGUGGGAAGAGCACAAGUGUUCAACUGUUGGAAAGGUUCUAUGACCCCGAUGAAGGGAGAGUGUUGAUUGAUGGUUGCCCAUCUCAUACAGUCAAUGUGCCCUACCUACGAUCUCAGAUUGGCAUAGUGUCCCAGGAGCCAGUCUUGUUUGACUGCAGCAUAGCGGAGAAUAUUCAGUAUGGAGAUAACACAUGCAGUGUCAGCAUGGAAGCGAUUGUUGAGGCUGCAAAGAAAGCCUACCUUCACGACUUUGUGAUGACGCUUCCAGAUAAAUAUGAGACCCAGGUUGGUGCCCAGGGCUCCCAGCUGUCAAGAGGACAAAAACAACGCAUCGCCAUUGCCCGGGCCAUCAUCAGAAACCCCAAGGUCCUGCUACUUGAUGAAGCUACCUCUGCCCUGGACACAGAGAGUGAACAGAUUGUCCAGUCUGCUCUGGAUGAGGCGAGAAAAGGACGAACCUGCAUUACCAUCGCUCACCGGCUGUCUACAAUCCAGAAUGCUGACAUCAUAGCAGUGAUGUCUAAUGGAGUCGUCAUAGAGCAAGACACUCAUGAUAAUCUCAUGGCCAAGAGGGGCGCCUAUUAUAAUUUGGUCACAACAGGCGCUCCUAUCAGCUAG
Molecule: messenger RNA, 1980 nt
Organism: Anarrhichthys ocellatus (wolf-eel)
Lineage: Eukaryota; Metazoa; Chordata; Actinopteri; Perciformes; Anarhichadidae
Gene: abcb11a
Product: ATP-binding cassette, sub-family B (MDR/TAP), member 11a
Exons: 13
Coding region: 1-1980 (659 amino acids)
Biological process (GO): oligopeptide export from mitochondrion
Cellular component (GO): mitochondrial inner membrane
Molecular function (GO): ATP binding; ABC-type oligopeptide transporter activity; ATP hydrolysis activity
Source: RefSeq, a predicted model, not a curated record